CACCAUCUGGAAGAGACUGAUCCGCGUCGUCCACCGGGUCCCCAAGUGCCAACAGCAAGCAAGCCACGGCCGUCGAACCCAUGUGCCCCCGGUCUGCAAGAUGUGGUGGUCUCUUGUCUCUGCGUCUGUCUGUCUCUCUCUCUCGACAAGAGCGUAGCUCGCAGCCGGUCUAUAUCAGUCGUGAAGCCCCCAAGGCUCUUGGUGAUUUGUUUCUCGCCCCCAUCAGUCUCUACAUCUAUCUAUCAGACCCAGAUCUCUGGAUACUCACGACACCAAGACAACGGUCCAUCACCUAGUAGUCUUUCACACGUUUUUCAAGAAAGACAUCCUCCACCCAAACCGUCUCUUACUUCACUCUCGCCAGCAACAACUCUCUUGUUACUACACUUGGUUACUUGACGCGGCAAAUAUUCAGGAACCAUAUCCUCGGAGGCAUACUACCGCGCGCAAAGUAAAGCUCGGAGAAAGACAGAGAGAGAGAGAGAGAGAGAGAGAGAGAGAGAGAAAGAGAAAGCAUUCGCCAAUCAUCCAACGGCCCGGUACCUCACAACGCGGAAACGCCGCGGGCAUGAACAUCGCUGCAGGUGCGCUUCACCAGCCCCACAUCCAAAGCAGGCGCAGCACAGCGCAGCAGUUUUUUUAGCAGGUCAAAUAGUACAGACGACUGACAGCAGUGGGAAGAAUAGCAGUGACGGCAUAAUACAAGGCAACUGUGUGGCUUUGCUUCGGACUGAGCGACAGCUACAGCAAACCAACCAACCAUAUAACAUCAACUCUGCGACUUCGCAACUCGGAUUUGACCGAGAGGCCUUCCACAGGUCAUCACCCUUUACCUCUCUCUUCACCCGCAUCACCAUAUACAUACAUACACACACACAUCUACCUCGUACAAAAUGGCUUCGAUAGACCAGUCAUAUACCAUGCUCCCCAGGCACUUGAGCCCCCAGCACCACGACGACUACAUUCUUUACCCUGAGCCACCACAGGGAGUCUUCAGCACAGCACCCAUGGAGAUGAGCAUCCCUGCCGACGCCUCUUACUUGUUCCCAACCUCCAUGGCAAUGGAUCACCAGCCCGCCCUCUACGACAACAACUUUAUGUACCAAGGACGCACAUCACCUGGCCUCUACGAGGACGCCGAGUUCCAACUGCCUUCUUCCAACCUUUCUACUGCAUCAGCACCAUCGGCGGCCUCCUCCAACGUAGGCUCGCCCCAAUCCCACAACGACCAGCCGGCGCCAAUCCUCGACUGGGCGCACCCCGGCAUCGCUGUGACCCCGGGCAUCGUGCCCCACGACUACUACAACACCGCCGGUACAGAGUACUCGACCUACGCCGGCCCAGGUAUGGAAGACUUUGCAACUUUCGAAUUUGCAAACACCAAGCCCCCGGGUUUCGUGGGUGAGUUGCCAAACGCUUCUAGAACCACUCUUGCGCCCUCAUCUCGCGCGCUUUCUUCUUUUCCUUCUGCUUCACACGAGUCAAUUGGCUCUCUUUCUUCCAAUACAGCUAUAGCUUCAGCUGUGCGCGUGCGCGACUCGGGCCCGGUGCUGGAUACUCACUCGUCCUCCUCAUCCCCUGUCACGCCCGCAUCGCGCAAGUCAAGCUUGUCCUUUGUCUCUCCUAGCUCUACUUCCUUCUCUUCUCCUCCGGCGCCUGUCUGGGGCCACUCGCCAAAGACUCCUCGAGUCUCUACUUUCUUUUCUCAGAGCAGCGGCCAUUUCAUCGCUCCUCUUGGUUCUUCCUACCCUUCUUUGAUCCACCCCGACAUCAGCCGCCCCAUGAUGGCCAACUUCCAGAACCCCAACCAGUAUCCCACCUCGCCUGCCCUCUCGCCCUCAUCACAGUCAAUGUCAAUGGUUCGCAACGGCAGUCAAUCGCCCUUCCUCCACAGCGGCUUCCAACAGCAGCAGCAAUUCAGCCCUUACGCUACUCCCGGUGACGCCCGCCGCCCCAGCCUUCACUCAUUCCCCUCAACCUACUCUGAUGGCAACAACUACAGCGGCGAUGAGGGCAAGGAGAAGCAAAGAUGCCCCCAUCCCGAGUGCGGCAAGGUCUUCAAAGACCUCAAGGCGCACAUGCUCACUCACCAGACUGAGCGGCCUGAAAAGUGCCCGAUUGUGACUUGCGACUACCACGUCAAGGGAUUCGCUCGCAAGUACGACAAGAACCGCCACACCCUGACGCACUACAAGGGAACCAUGGUGUGCGGUUUCUGCCCCGGCUCCGGUUCAGCGGCUGAGAAGUCGUUCAACCGCGCCGAUGUCUUCAAGCGUCACUUGACAGCCGUUCACGGCGUCGAGCAGACACCACCCAACAGUCGCAAGAAGAGCAGCAGCGCCAACAGCGGCAAGAAGCUCGCGGGAUACCCUCCCGAUGCCACCGGCAAGUGUUCCACUUGCUCGCAGACCUUCUCCAACGCUCAGGACUUUUACGAGCACUUGGACGACUGUGUGCUGCGCAUUGUGCAGCAAGAGGACCCUUCCGAGGCCAUCAACGCCCAGCGCCUGGCCGAGGUUGAGAACGACAAGGAAGUGCACCAGACAUUGGAGAAGAACCAUCUGCCCACGCAAACGCAGAUGCCCUCGAACGAGGAGGAGGACGACGAGGAGAUGAUGGAGGACGAUGACGAGGAAGACAGCAAGCAGCGCGUCAGCGCGUCGCCCAAAAGGAAGGGCAACCCGGUCAACGGUGUUCAAAAGUCGCGCGGCCUCACGCACUCCCGUGGAGGCGGCCCUAUGCCUGUCAAGGCCAAGGGUCGCAAGAACAGACGCGACUACCCUUCUUCCUGGGGCUUCGACAAGGGCCAGAUGACGAUGAAGAAGCGGGUGAUGGCAGUGUUUGAUGGACCCCGGCGACUGGCCAAGGACGACAUGAUGCUGUCGACGGAUCACGAGGUGCGCAUCAAGCUCACGGACGGCAACAACUACGUGACAGACCUGGACGUGCAGACGCUGAAGCGUGCCGAGGGCUUCCUUGGCGCUACGGAUGAGGAGAAGGGACCCUGGAUCUCUGACGAUCCGACUGAGGAGCAGCUGCGGGAGAUGCAGGCGAUGCUUGAGAGCUGCCAGGCGGCUCAGUAAUGGAAGGCGGCGGAGGACAAUAUCAUGGGGAUGCUACAUUUGUUUCUUUUUUUCCAUUCAUUUUUUUGGGCGGGAGCGAUUUUGACGAGCGGAAAAAAAAUCUCUACACUACAUUUUGGUGUUGCAUGGUUUGGCGCAGACUUGUACGGGACUACAACGACUGGCUUACGAGGACGGGAGGGACAUGAGGUUCAUGAUUGGACGGAACAAGUUCCAUGUUGUUUGCACCUUGAAGAAGAAGGAGCAUUUGAUUGAUACCCUAUACUAUAUUACAGCCCAAGGCUCGACGGUAUAAACAAGAG
Colletotrichum scovillei is the source of this 3385-nucleotide messenger RNA. RefSeq lists its product as uncharacterized. Lineage: Eukaryota; Fungi; Ascomycota; Sordariomycetes; Glomerellales; Glomerellaceae. Bases 894 to 3083 code for a protein of 729 amino acids. The record is from RefSeq and is a predicted model, not a curated record. The transcript is spliced from 2 exons.